GUGAGGGAGCCCGGGGCCGGGGCUGUGGGGCUGUGCGGGGGGCCGGGCCCAUGCCGCGAUGCUGAAGUGUAUGCCGCUCUGGCGGUGUAACCGUCACGUUGAGUGUGUGGAUCGGCGGCACUGCUCAUUGCAGACCGUCCCCGAGGAGAUCUACCGCUACAGCCGCAGUCUGGAGGAGCUGCUCCUGGACGCCAACCAACUGCGGGAGCUGCCCAAGCCCCUCUUUCGAUUGCUGAACCUGCGUAAACUGGGCCUGAGUGACAAUGAGAUCCAGCGCUUGCCCCCGGAGGUGGCCAACUUCAUGCAACUCGUGGAGCUCGACAUCUCCCGCAACGGUAGCUCUCUCCCUCUCUCUCUCUCUGCAGUGAGCUGGUUCCUGUCCAGCCACAACUCCCGAAGAUUUGGCAAGGCUCCGAGUGUGUCUGGCUGA
Molecule: messenger RNA, 430 nt
Organism: Callorhinchus milii (elephant shark)
Lineage: Eukaryota; Metazoa; Chordata; Chondrichthyes; Chimaeriformes; Callorhinchidae
Product: protein scribble homolog
Exons: 3
Coding region: 59-430 (123 amino acids)
Biological process (GO): neurotransmitter receptor transport postsynaptic membrane to endosome; neurotransmitter receptor transport, endosome to postsynaptic membrane
Cellular component (GO): adherens junction; postsynaptic membrane; postsynaptic density
Molecular function (GO): protein binding
Source: RefSeq, a predicted model, not a curated record